Messenger RNA from Verticillium nonalfalfae, 1134 nucleotides. RefSeq names its product fatty acid alpha-hydroxylase (gene SCS7). Bases 1 to 1134 code for a protein of 377 amino acids. The record is from RefSeq and is a predicted model, not a curated record. The transcript is spliced from 2 exons. Gene Ontology annotation, molecular function: iron ion binding; fatty acid 2-hydroxylase activity; heme binding. Lineage: Eukaryota; Fungi; Ascomycota; Sordariomycetes; Glomerellales; Plectosphaerellaceae. Gene Ontology annotation, biological process: lipid biosynthetic process; fatty acid metabolic process. Gene Ontology annotation, cellular component: endoplasmic reticulum; membrane.
AUGCCUGCUCGAAUCCUUCCCACCUUCACCCGCGCCGAGGUCGAAGCGCACAACACAGAGGGAUCCUGCUAUGUUACCAUCGGCGACAAGGUCUACGACAUCACCGACUUCGUUCAGGACCACCCUGGCGGACCCGAGUUUGUGCUCGAAUACGCAGGAAAGGAUGUCGAGGAAAUCCUCAAGGACGAGGUCUCCCACACCCACUCUGACUCGGCCUACGAGAUUCUUGACGAAAGCCUCGUCGGUUUCGUCGUGAACGAGAAGUCCGUCAACGGUUCAGCCACCAAGACGAAUGGCGUCGCAACCGGGUCCGAGGCGAGGGACAGCAAUGGCGAAUGGGUUCACCCUCGGACUGGCAUGUCGCGCGAGGAGGACUUGAGCAAGGACACCGACUACAACUCGGACUUCAAGACGCACAAGUUCCUCGACCUCAGCCGGCCACUGUUUCCCCAGAUCUGGUUCGGCGGAUUCGACAAGGACUUCUACCUCGACCAGGUCCACCGCCCGAGACACUACAAGGGCGGUGCCUCUGCACCCCUAUUUGGAAACUUCCUCGAGCCUCUUUCGAAGACGCCGUGGUGGGUGAUCCCGACCAUCUGGCUGCCUCCCGUCAUUUACGGCACCAUCCUGUCGCGAGAAGGCCUCAGCAGCCCUCUCGACGUCGCCAUGCAUUUUAUUGGAGGCUUCUUCCUCUGGAGUCUGCUGGAAUACGUCCUCCACCGGUUCCUCUUCCACCUCGAUGAUUACCUCCCCAACAACCGCGUCGGCAUCACCGCACACUUCCUGCUUCACGGCAUCCACCACUACCUGCCCAUGGACAAGUACCGCCUGGUCAUGCCGCCGACCCUGUUCGUCGUUCUUGCGACGCCAUUCUGGAAGCUGGCCCGCAUUGUCUUUGCCUACAACUGGUACGCCGGCGCCGCCGUGUACUGCGGAGGCAUCUUUGGCUACAUCUGCUACGACCUCACGCACUACUUCCUCCAUCACCAGAAUCUCCCGCUCUGGUACAAGGAUUUGAAGAAGUACCACCUCCAGCACCACUUCCUCGACUACGAGCUCGGCUUUGGCGUCACGAGCAAGUUCUGGGACCGCGUCUUCGGAACCGAGCUGGUUCCUGUUGUCAAGACUGCCUGA